CGGAGAGAAGGCCUCACUUGUGUCACCAUCACAGCGACCAGUUUCAGGAGGUGGCGGCUGGUUUCAGUGAAAAGGGCGAGAGGGACAGGGAGAGGAAACGGACAAGGAACAGGCUCACCCAUCUCUAGCUUAAAAUGAGGUGUCGUGUGUUCAUUGGUCACUUAAGCCCUUAUGCCCGAGAAAAGGACGUUGAGAGGUUUUUCAAGGGAUAUGGUCGCAUUCGAGAAAUCAACUUAAAAAAUGGCUUUGGUUUUGUGGAAUUUGAGGAUUACCGAGAUGCUGAUGAUGCAGUCUAUGAGUUGAAUGGAAAAGAACUUUGCAAUGAAAGGGUUACAAUUGAAUAUGCUCGAUCACGAUCAAGAGGAGGUUGGCACAGAAGCAGCAGAUUCCCACCACGCUUCAGUUAUCGCAGAUCAAUUGGUGGAGGAGAAGAAAGAGGUGGCCGUCCAGUUCACACUGAAUACAGAAUUAUUGUGGAAAAUCUGUCCUCCAGGGUUAGUUGGCAGGAUUUGAAGGACUUAAUGAAGCAGGCUGGAGAAGUUACAUUUGUAGAUGCACACAGAAACAAAAAUGAAGGGGUGGUUGAGUUUGCCACAUCUAGUGACAUGAGAAAUGCUCUCAACAAGCUGGAAGGUAAAGAGAUAAAUGGUCGAAAAAUAAGAUUAAUUGAAGAUCGGAAACGCAGGACCAGAAGCAGAUCUCACAAUAGAAGUUCCUCAAGAUCUCGCAGUCGGUCACCAUCAUCUAAGCAGUCAAAAUCAGAAAGUAGGUCCAGAAGCAGGAGUCGUGGCAAAUCCCAUUCUGCAAGCAGAUCACCUGUUAGAAAAGAUCAACCAGUGAUGAAUAACCAGGCCCAUUCAAGAUCUAAAUAUUCUGGAUUGACAAACCAGUCAAGGUCCAGAUCACGUUCUGUUGAAAGUGCUGAUUAGACAAAGAUUGUAAAAAGCUGUUUUCUUCAGAAAAUGAUAUUAGCUAUCUUUUGCUUGAGAUUGUUUGUGGAUGCUUCUUUGUUCAUGUAAGUUUUUGUUGAACUGUAAAAGACAAUUAUUUCUUUAAUACAUAAAAGUCACUAAUGGAAAAUAAUUUGCUUACAUUAGAACUGGUUUAAAGUUCUAUGCUGCUUUGGUAUUGAAUAUAUAACGGAUAGAUUGAGUAAAUUGAUAUCAGAUUGUUUCUGAAAAGCUGUGGCAUAACUUAGACUGUCUCUUUCAUAUUCUGUUAAUUAUAACUGAUACAUUAUACUUUUUAAACCAAUAAAUGUUAUCACAACAUUUGAUUUUCUUGGACAAUUUAUUGGUAUCUCUUCAAUGAAAAGCUUUGAAUUAACUGUUUUUGCUGCUUAUGUGCAAUUGCAUGGUGACAUUGAGUUUGUUUUAAAAGAAUUUUAUUAGAAUUUGAUUUGAUUGUAUUUUCUCUUUCUAUUUGUUAGCCUUAACUCAGUAUUACAGAUAGUGUCUCAAAACCAGUAACCUUUUGGCCUUUGAAGUUUGGGGUGCGUGGCUGGGUCACACUGAUUCAUGUGACAUUAAGGAUUGCACAUAGUAUUGGAGCAGGUCAACAUGCAAGUGGCAAAAUAGAAAACUAGUCCAGCACCAUACAGUGCCUGGCUCAAUUGUCCAUGAAAGGUGUUUCAAUGUUUUUCUCAACUAAAAUUGUUGUGUGGCACAUUUUACAAAUGCCUGAUUUUCAAAGAAUUCCAGUCUUUUGACAGUUUAGUUUGAAAUAUUGUACCCUAUAGUACUUUUGGCCGAGUGUCAGAAGUUGUGGAUUCAGUCUCCACACCACAGACGAGAACAUGGAAUCCAAACUGUCACUUCAGAGCUGCAAUGAAGAAACAUUGCACUAUUGGAUGUACCCUUAUUAGUCAUCAAAUCUAUCAUUUCAGAUAGAGUAAACAAGGCCAAAGUGCUUUUUAAAGAAAAGCUGAGAUGUCCAGACUUGCGCUGAUCUCUCAAGCAACAUCUUAGAGAAAGGGUCUGGUCAUUUAUUUCAUUACUGAUUUGUGGGAUCUUGCUGUGUGCAAACUGCUGAUUUAUUUCCUUCAUUACAACAGUGACUCCACCUGAAUGUAAUCAACAUUAAAACUCUGGAAAUAGCUUCUAUGCAAUCUGAUUCUUAUUUUCAAGUCAGUUACUGCCAUGAGUACUUUUCAAACUUUCUCUAUUUUGCCAGUGAGCACUGUACUACUUUUGGAGAAGGAAAAAGAGCUGUUCUAAUGAUUAUGCCAGUUUUCUGCAUUAGAUUAAUUAAGCAGUGAUUUUCUGCAAAUAUAAUAUUGCUGAAAAGAGAAUUUUGUUUUUAUAGACUAAUUAUUCACUGGUGGAAACU
Molecule: messenger RNA, 2328 nt
Organism: Hemiscyllium ocellatum (epaulette shark)
Lineage: Eukaryota; Metazoa; Chordata; Chondrichthyes; Orectolobiformes; Hemiscylliidae
Product: serine/arginine-rich splicing factor 5-like
Exons: 8
Coding region: 135-929 (264 amino acids)
Cellular component (GO): cytoplasm; nucleus; ribonucleoprotein complex
Molecular function (GO): mRNA binding
Source: RefSeq, a predicted model, not a curated record